GCGGUCCGCCAUAUACGACAUCAUCACGUAGAAACACUGACACAACAGUAAGCGUCCCAUCAGAAACAACAUUACCAAAUGGUCUAACUACAACCUCGAGUAAUCAGUCAGACACCACACCAUCGCGCGCUGUUUCUGCUACGACGGAACAGAUUCCACCAGACGCGACAUUAAUAGACGAUAGUACUACCACUAUCACGUUAUCAGAUGGUAUUAUCACUUCAACAGACCGUACUGAAGACAGGACACUGUCAUAUACUGUCAAUAGCAUGUCGCGAGAUUCUACGACUCAGUCUACAUCGCCAGGGAUAUCUUUACACCCAUAUAUGACCACCAAUAUUCCCUCAAAGCCAGCAUCUCCAGCAGGUGGGGAAGUAUUACUCUGCGAGAGUGAAACAAAAACCAUCAGCUGUACGUUACCGUUUGUGAUCAAUAUUAUAGAAGCAUGGUACGGCCGAAAUGACACUGCCACGUGUAAUGCAACCGGAACAUCAAUGAUGUGUCAUUAUGACGUCAAAAUGACGUAUACUGUGAUGAACAACACUUGUCAGGAUAGAAGUACCUGCUUAUUGUCAGCAGCCCCUGCCAUAUUUGGAAAUUCUUGUGUUGGCAAACAUGCAUACCUAAUGGUUAACUACGAGUGUGUUAUUAAAGGGUCUGAUGUUCAACAGACACCACCUGUCCAGCAAAGCUUCGUCGCCAGUUACACAAACAUCAACAUGUCGUCGGAGAUAAUAUGGAGGGUGCACGUGCCGCACGCGGGCUUAUGUGGUUUACGUUGUAAGACUGACAACAAGUGCUUGUCUUUCGCGUUUGACCCGAAGCAGCAGAUAUGUCAAGGUCACAGAACAAGCCUUCUAAACGAGGUUAAAGGUCAAGGUCAUCCAGAAAACAAAAUGCUCUAUUUUGAAUUGAAAUGGUGUGGGGGAGGAGGGUUCCUGUUUGACGUCACUGGUGUGUGUUACGCUGUGUAUGGUGUUCGCCACACCCCAGCUAACUGUCAGAAAGAAUGCUCUCAGCAUGGCUCCGGGGAUGGAAAGGUGGUGGGAGGUUUACUGGUGCUGGACACUCCAGAAAAACUACAGAAUAUUUGGUUGAAGACACGUCCGGAUUCCUGGUUAGAGCAAGAAAAUGCGUUUAUUGUUUCCGGGCGCAAGAAUGGAGCUGGUACGUGGACAUUCCUUGACGGGGCCGUCAUACCGGACAAUAUGUGGGCCCCGGGAGUACUUGGGACCUACUCUGGAGAUUGUGUGUCAGUGACACGUGACGGCCUUGUGCCAACCGACUGUGCUACCACUGGUUUCUUCAUUUGUGAAAAAGUUUUAAUAAAACCAAAAACAUAACGAGUAAAGAGCGUGCAGCAUGCAUGCAAUGACGUUAAUGCUUCUAUGCUUCCACUUCCGAUUUUAUCGUAUUCUGCAUACCUAUUGUUAUUUUUUCUAAAAAAAAUAAUAUUUCUAAUAAAAUCA
Messenger RNA from Mizuhopecten yessoensis (Yesso scallop), 1469 nucleotides. RefSeq lists its product as uncharacterized. Lineage: Eukaryota; Metazoa; Mollusca; Bivalvia; Pectinida; Pectinidae. Gene Ontology annotation, biological process: proteolysis. The transcript has 5 exons. Gene Ontology annotation, molecular function: carbohydrate binding; protein binding. The record is from RefSeq and is a predicted model, not a curated record. The coding region runs from base 270 to 1343 and encodes 357 amino acids. Gene Ontology annotation, cellular component: extracellular region.